Clarias gariepinus (North African catfish) is the source of this 11333-nucleotide messenger RNA. It is a transcript of the gene xirp2b, whose product is annotated as xin actin binding repeat containing 2b. Gene Ontology annotation, molecular function: actin filament binding. Lineage: Eukaryota; Metazoa; Chordata; Actinopteri; Siluriformes; Clariidae. The record is from RefSeq and is a predicted model, not a curated record. The transcript is spliced from 7 exons. Bases 20 to 9913 code for a protein of 3297 amino acids. Gene Ontology annotation, biological process: actin filament organization; actin cytoskeleton organization. Gene Ontology annotation, cellular component: focal adhesion; stress fiber.
UAUCCCUUUAAAGAAUCGCAUGGCCAUGUACCAGGCAGAAGUCUCCAAACAGGGCACAUCAGGCUUCUCCAAUGGGGUUACAAAGGAGGCUGAUGUCUGUUCUGUGCCUGGAGGACUAGCCAGCAUUCGCAGACAGUUUGAGAGGGAAGAGAAGUCUGCCACUUGCACAGUUACACAGUUUUCAAAUGCACACAGAUCUUCACAGCUUCCCUAUCAGACCAUUCACCAGGAGGUUGCCUCUAGUGUUGAAAACCAUCAUGAAGAGAAUGAAGAAGAGGAGUAUUAUCCAAAACUCUCAGCCAAAGAACUGGCACGGCAGUUUGAGAAAACCAUUGAGGAAGCUGCUCCAAAUAAGAAAAUAAAGAUUGAACAUAAAGUCAGCUAUUCUCAGAAGCCCUCAGAUGUAAACAUAUCCCAUCAGGCCAUUGUGGGGGAUGUGUCUGUCCUAUCAAAUAAUACAUUAGAAGCUUCAGGAACAGAUGCAGGGCAUUUGGGAUAUGUGCCUUCUAAUGAUGAUGAUAAUGAAGACUUUCCUUAUGAUUACUUACCUCCUCCACCACCAGACUUAUUGGAGAAUCUCCCUGAAGACAUAGGUUUCCCAGAGCCCCCUGAACCACCACCUCUAAAGAAGCACAUCAUUCACAAAGGUCAAUAUUCUAAACAGAGAGAACUACUGGAAGUGAAGCGUCUAUGCAAGCACAUUCACCCUGAUGUUAGGAAAGACCUAGAGCAAGAUUUAUAUAAUGAGUUAAACGAGAUGGACAUAGAUGAGGAGAUAGUAGGUGAUGUACGGGAUACCUUACAUGAAUUUGAACACAGUGGUAGUAGCCCUAACAGGAGCCCAGAAAGAGAAUAUCUGGAAUGGGAUGAAAUCCUGAGAGGUGAGGUACAGUCUAUGCGCUGGAUGUUUGAGAAUAAACCUCUUGACUGCAUCAAAAACUCGGAUGACGAUAAGGACGGCAGAAAUAUAACUCAGCAAGAUUUCAUAGCCGGAGGUGACGUGAAAAACACUGCUUUGUUGUUUGAGACUCAACCCAUGUUAGAGCUAGAGACUAGUUAUUCUGCAAAGAAAUCAUCCCUCAAUGAAAUAGGGAAAAAAGAUGUACGUGCAGCAGCUUGGUUGUUCGAAACAAAGCCAAUGGACUUUAUGAAUAAAAUGCAUGGAGAUUAUGAUCAAACCAAAGAGGUUGUCUUCACACAAGAAGCAACCCAUGGUAAUGUGAAGUCUAUGCGGUACAUUUUUGAAAAUCAGGGAAUGGAUUUUCUGGGUGAUAUUGAAACCGUGGAUGAAAAGCACCUUCUAAGUCUGAAAUCUGUCAUUGAAGAGAUUAAAGCUGAUUUGAAGAUAACUGUCUGGCACUUUGAGACCCAGUGCAUGUGUGUUUUAAGGGAGCACUCAGGUCAAAUAGUGGCAAUUACCUGUAUUCGCCGUGAAGAGACAGAGAAAGGUGAUGUCAAAACAUCCCGGUGGUUUUUUGAGACACAACCUCUAGAGAAAAUCAACAAAGACACUUCUGAAGUAAGGCUUAUCUCCAGUAUUUUACUGGAAGACAAUAUUCAAGGUGAUGUGAAAAGAGGAAAAUGGUUAUUUGAAACUAAAAUUUUGAACUUUUCAAAUGAAGAAUGGAAAAAGGUAAUUAAAGACCGAAAAGAGGAUAUUUUGGGGGCUGAUGUUCGAAAACAGUGCAUGGUAUUUGAGACUCAGCCCAUGGAUACUCUAAAAGAUGAUUCCAAUGCCAAACCCAUUACCACUGAAAUUCUUGGUGGUGAUGUACAAACAGUCAGACAUUUAUUUGAAACAGCACCAUUAGAAGAACUGAAAGAACUGCCAGAGGUGGGAAAGCUGAAGAAGAAAGUGCCAAAUGAUGAAGACAGUUGGGACCUACGACACCAACAAUGGAUAUUGAAGAGUCCGCCCCUACAGGACAAACAAAAUGAAGACGAUGGCAUGGAAAAGCUAAUGAAAAUAGCUGCCUUGGAAGAAGAGAAAGGGGAUGUAAAACAUCAAAAAUGGCUAUUCGAAAACCAAAGACUUGAAGAUAUCAGAGAGGAAAAGAAGGAAGUGAUGAAAAUGAUUAAUAUUGAACAGAUGGAUGAAGAAAGUUACAAAGGUGAUGUACGCAGGAAUUGCUGGGUAUUUGAGACUCAGUCUAUGGACACAUUAAAAGAUGAUUCGAAUGCCAGACCUGUGAGUACUGAAGAAAUUAUUGCAGGGGAUGUUCAAAGUGCCAGACAUUUUUUUGAAACCGUUCCACAAGAUGAGUUGAAGGAACUUGCAGAAGUGGGAAAACUCCAAAAAAGGGUGACAGCUGCAGAGGAGAAGGGUGAUGUUCAACUUCAGAAACUGGUGUUUGAAAGCCAGCCACUAGAACAAAUUAGGGAUGAAAAAAAAGAAAUAACAAGAACAGUGAAUGUAGAAGAUAUUGAAAAAGUGGAUGUAAUGAAUUACAUGCAAAUGUUUGAAACAUAUGAUAUGAACAGAUAUGAUGAAAGUCAAAGAAUUCAAGUUGAUGGUGUCACCAAAGGCUCUGUACAAUCCAACAAAGAGCUUUUUGAAUCUAAACCAAUUUAUGCCAUGCGGGAUAGUUCAGGCCAUUAUCAUGAAGUGAAAACUGUGAGGCGUGAAGAAAUUGUGAAAGGAGAUGUGAAAACCUUUAAGUGGAUGUUUGAAACCUGCCCUAUUGACCAGUUUGAUGAAAGUAUAAGCAAGUACCAAGUCAUUAAAGGGAUUACUCAGGAAGAGGUCGAAACAGGUACAGUCAAAACAGCUAAAUGGCUUUUUGAAACACAGCCUCUUGAUGCCAUCAAAUACUUUAGCAAUAUUGAAGAUGAAGAGUGCGUUAUUAAAGAGACAACUGAUAUAGUGAAAGGUGAUGUAAAGACCUGUAAGUGGCUAUUUGAGACCAAACCGAUGGAUGCUCUGUAUGAAAAGGUUGAGCUCAAGAGUGAAGUUGGAAAUAAUGAGGUUCAUAAAGGCGAUGUCAAAACCUGCACCUGGCUCUUUGAAACUCAAGCACUUGAUACCAUCAAAGAUAAAUCUGAAACUGUAUUCAAAAUGUGCACUAUAAAACAAGAAGACAUUCAGGGAAAAGAUGUACAUGCAGCUUGCUUCCUCUUCGAGACCGAUAACAUUGAAAACAUCACUGGAGAGGACGGAUGCACAUUUAAGCAAUUGACUGAGAUUGAUAUCCAGUCUGGAGAUGUAUCACGAAUGAAAUACAUGUUUGAGAACCAGGCCCCUGAUGCCAUGACCUCAACCUCGGAGGAAUUCAUGCGCCAACUGAGGUCAGACCAGGCUGAGGACAUUAAGAAAGGAAAUGUAGGAAACUGUAAAUGGCUCUUUGAAAACCAACCAAUAGAUACAAUCCAUGAAAACCCAGAUGAAGUAAAAGAGACGCGCACUGUAACUGAUAUUCAGGGAGGCAAUGUGGAUAAAGGCAGAUUUGUUUUUGAGACCUGUUCCUUAGAUAAAAUCCAAGAGAUCUCUUCUGAGUCAGAAAUGAAAAAGCUGCACAGAAUAAUCUGUGAGGAUGAGGAGAAAGGAGAUGUUAAAAAUUAUGCAAUGAUGUUUGAAUCUCAGCCACUUUAUGCCAUCCAAGACAAAGAAGGACAUUAUCAUGAAGUGACCACACUUACAAAAGAAGAGAUACUGAAAGGAAAUGUGGUAGGCACCCGUUGGUUAUUUGAAACAAAGCCUCUUGAUACCAUUCGAGAUACUGAUGAAGUCUACCUAAUCAAAGCUGUUACUGAAGAGGGUGUUCUAAAAGGUGAUGUCAGUUCUGCUAGAUGGAAAUUUGAAACCCAACCUCUUGACAAGAUUACUGACCACAGCCGAAUGUCUUUUAAAACUGUGGAAGAAAUUAAAGGGGGAAAUGUCAAGGCGAACAAAGAGCGCUUUGAAUCUGACUUGACAUCACAGAAGUUAGUCCGCACUGUUAGCAUGAGUCAGAUUCAUAAAGGCGACGUUAGGGCAGCUAAGUGGAUGUUUGAGACUCACACUAUUGAUCAGAUUCAUGGGGAGAACACCGAAAACCAGAUGGAGACGGUUGUUGUGGAAGAACAGGUCAAAGGAGAUGUGAAACAAUCUGUGUGGUUGUUUGAGAAAAAUCCACUCAAUAGCAUCAAUGAAAAGGAGGAGACUAAGCAGCUCAUCUGUGAAGAAAUACCCAAGGGAGAUGUGAAAACAAUAACUUGGCUUUUUGAAACUACUCCGUUUCUCGACUUCAAUGCGAACAGUGCGGUGCAAACUGAAAUCAUUGGGAAAAGUAUAAAAGAAACUCUUAAUGAGCUAUACAGUCAGAAAAUGGUGGAAUCCAAAGGGAUUAUAAUAGAGACUGAUGAGAUUGGGGAUGUGCGAAUGGCUAAGUAUAAUCUAAUGAAUAAAGAGCCCCCUGAAAUUCAGAAGGAAGAAAUCAUCAAAGGAGACUUGCAGAACAUCAUGAUGAAUCUCCUCUACAGACAAGAGACAAAAGAACAAGGAAUUGUUAUCAGUGCAGAUGAAAGAGGAAAUAUCAGUAGCACUGUGGAACAGCUGUUCAACCAGGACACCAGCUGUAAUGUGGAAAAAGAGGAAAUUAUUCGGGGUGACAUUCAAGAAGCCAUAAACAACCUUCUGAAGGAGGAGAGCAAAGGCAAGCAUGGCAUUCUUAUUCAGGAGGAUGAAAAAGGAGAUGUUUGCAUGACUAUAUAUUCUCUUUUUAAUAAACAAGACGACACCACGAUUGAAAAAGAGGAUGUGAUAAAAGGCAAUGUAAAAGGCUGUCUAGAAAAACUUUAUAAUCCAGACACAGAACAGAUUGUUAAAAUGAAAGUAGAUGACACAGAAAAAGGAAAUGUGCACUUUUUUUCAACCUGCAUUGAGUCCGGGGCUUUGGACUACCUUAAACAGCUCCAAACAGAGCAGGAUGAGAUUGAGAUAAGUUAUCAAGACAAGGAAGAAAUUGUUGGUGGUGAUAUUCGAGGGACGAAACAUAGCCUUAUGCAUAACCAGGCUAAAAUCUGUCGCCUUGUGGAUAGCGAGGAUAUUUUGCCUGGUGAUGUUCAUAAUGCAGUCAAUUUUUUCAUGACAGAGCCUUCACUUGAACAUCUCCAGAAAGAAGAAAUAGUAGGAGGUGAUUUAAGGGCCACUCUGAACUCACUGGCACAGUCGAUAAAUCAGUCAGUUGUUCUAGAGAAAGAGGAGAUUGUAAAAGGUGACAUAUGCAAUGCCCUCAAGUCUCUUAAGGAUGCCCAAAUGCAACCUAAAGAGGUAGAAAAACCUGAAAUAAUCCCUGGCAACAUUAAAGGAGCAUUAAAAUCACUGAAAGACUUAGCUACAGCUAAAGUUGAAGUUGUUAUUGAAGAUUUAGUUCCAGGUGAUAUCAAAGGCACAUUAAAAUCUCUGGAGGAAGCCAAACAAGUAGUAAGGGAGGUGGAGAAAGAUGAAAUUAUUAAGGGUGACAUUAAUUCAGUAUUGCAGAGUCUACAAGAGGCUUCUAAUGAGCGAAAGGUUCACCAGCAAGAGAUUGAAGUUCAAGGAAAUGUGAAAGGGACCAUACAGCUCUUAUUAGAGCCUCCUCCGUCUCCAAAAAUGCAACGAAGGGCCAGCACAGAAGGUGAUGUAAAACUGUCGAUAAAAUCACUAUAUGAGGCGAAGGAGGAGGGACAGUCAGAGAAAGAGGAGGUGAUAAAAGUGGAUGUUAAGAAUACAAUAAAAUGCCUGCUAGAAACAGCACAAAGGGCAAGCCCAAAGAUUCCCAAAAAAGAGCCAAUAAGAAAAGUGAAAACUCCAAAAGCAAAAGUCCAGUCUCUUUCUCAAAAACAGACCCAGUCACCUACCAGUACAGUAAAAAGUUUAAACAAAAAUAGUCAAACAGUGAAUGUACAAGAACUUGUAACCACAAAAUCAGUGCAAAGUGAAUCUAUAGCUCAAGAAAAGCAAAAUACACUCAUCAAUCAAAACACAACCAAUGCACAGGCAUCACAAACCACUGUGCUAGAACACAAAACAAUAUUACAGACUCAUGAGGUUAAAACUUUAAAGACUGAAUUCCGCAACCUCAAAACAAACCGUAAAGGUAUAAUAAGGUUAGAGAAAACCUUAAAAGGCAGAGAGCAAGAGGUCCUUGCACCAUCUCUUCCAUCUUCACUGCCUGAGUUUGACUUCCCUGCUCCUCCAACUCCUCCUCCAGAUUAUAGCCUUUCCUUUCCUACCCCUCCUCCUGUUAUCCAGGGUGAUAAUGACCUUCCUCCACCACCCAGUCCUCCUCCUUGUGAUCCUGACCAUUUACCUCCCCCUCCUACUCCACCACCUCCCCCUGCGGUUGAACAAGAGUUCCUUCCCCCUCCUCCAACUCAGAUGGAGCUAGACCUUAUUCCAAAUUUAACACCAACCAAACCCAGCAAACUGACAGUAAAACCAGUCAAAGCUCCAGUUUUAUGUAAACUGCCGAAAUUGAAACCAGCCAUACAUCUUGACAAAAUGGAUAUACAUUCCAAAUCAGCUUCGCAAGUGCCUACAAACACCGAAACAGUUACAAAAUCCAGCACAGCAGAGACAGAAUGUAUGGUUUCAUCAGUUUUAUCCACUCUGGUCUCAUCUGAGAUCCAAUCGUCUAUUUCAGUUGAGGCACCUGCGUCCCGGCAUCCUCUUUUGGGUGUCACUCCACCAGAUUCACCACAGCCACAAAACAAAUCUCUCGUAAAUAACUUCAAAACUCCAUUAAUUAAAGCCGAGAAAAAAUACAGACAGCAGCAAUCAUCCAGCUCACCAUCCUUUGAAACUGACAUGCGUGAGCCUGUCAGUACAGCCCUUGAAAUGCUUCCCCCAGGAGGCAAGAGCACUGCACAUUCUGAACAAGGCGUACCACUUGAUUUCCCUCAAGGGAAAACUGAAAAUAAAGUGACCAAAAUGACAUUAGACUCAGAGGUAUAUGAUUCAUCCAAGAAUGCUGUAUACUCAGAAGCUUCACCAAGCAAGCCUUUAAUCUCUAUGGCAAAUACGAAAUCUCCUUCUGAAUCCGCCAUUAUUUCUUCAGCUAAGCAGUCCGUUAUCUCUAAUCAGACAUCUCAAAGCACUUCAACUCAGCAGCAGACUACAUCUACCACAUCUAAAAAGAAGAAAAAAUCUCGGUUAGCUAGUAUUCACCAAGUGACCUCUACUUCUGUUAAACAGCAAGAGACGGUUAUUAGCAAUACUGCACAGUUACCUGUAAAUGCACAAGCACAUGGUGAAGAAAAAGGUCACCCAUCUGUCUCUGCAGAUGAUUCUGUGAGUAGUGCAACUAAGAUAGAGAAUGUAAAGAAAGAUAAUGGAAAUAGUAGUUUGGCUGAAAAAGCUUCAGUUGAGGAAAGUAAGAAAAUUAACAUCUCUAUAAAAUCAGGCCAUAGAAAGACUUCACCUAAUCAGAGCAAACCUACAAAGGUAAAUAUAGACACUGCAAUUAAAGAAGCUGAACAAAAGGUUCAAAAAGUGAAAAAAGGCCGCAAGAAAGAUGAGGGCAGUGAAAAAAAGCCAGCAGUUCAAACUCAAGUGGUAACGGUGGCACUGGAAAAUGUCCAGGUGAAAGAGAACAGAGAACGGAAAGAUACAGAGACCGAGAUUGAAGCAGAAAAACAGGCCACACAAAAACAGGUUGAGGAUGGACUUGCCUGUCCAAAGAAAAAAAAGAGAGCUAAAUCCAAGAAAGAUAAGGACACAGCUCAGCAAGCCCAGGGGCCAACACAAAGUAUUACCACUGUUCCUUUGCCUGCCACAACCUCGGAGGUAAGACCACCAGUUUUGUCAUCUAAUCAGAAACAAGAGGAAUUUGCAGUGGUGCAGACCCACAAAACCAUUCAAGAGGAACAGACUGCGGUCCACAAAGAGAUCACCAUCACAGAGAGUAAAGUUCAGCAAAGUUUAAGGCAACAGGGCACUAUGGUAAAGUCUCAAAAACAGGCCAAGAUGUCUGUGAAAAAGAAAGAACAAGUUGACAGCCAACAAAAAUCUAAAGAUGAAAGCAUAAAUGUGACAGGGGAGCUGACACAAAGGAAGCCUUCUAAGACUUUUACAGAGAGCACAGAAGCAUUACAAAGAUGUGCAGAUGCUCAAAAGUUGCUGUAUUAUAUCUCAGAGUUACAGGAAGUUACAGAAAAAAUGGACUCAGAGCGUGCAAAGACAUUACUCAUUGAAAUCCCCAAUUGGAUUCUUGGAACAGAGAAAAAGAAUAUCUUGUUGAAAGCUGUAGAUGAACAUAAUUUGGAGAAACUCAAAGAAAUAGUAGCUCAUGUACAAAAUCUUGUUCAAAUAAAACUGUUGGAUGUUGAAGAAAAUGUUGCAGCUACUGAAAAACAUGAAUGUGAAGUUACAUCUGAAAAACAGGUUUCAAGCAAGUCUACUCAAAGGAUUUCAAAAAUCACCAUAGACUCUAAAAAAGUUGAAACUCAAAAGAAAGUAGAGGAGAAAAAAAACACACGUGAAAGUCGCAAGCAGCAAGGCAGGAGCAAAAAUGCUCCAGACCCCAGAUCGCCAUCACCUUCAUUAAAAAUGCGCUCACCUUCACCGACAUUUAUCACCAUUGAAUCGACAAGAAGAACUGAUUCGCCACAAAAAAUAGUGCCAUCUCCUCCACCAAUGCCUCCCACUCCUCCACCACGCAGAUCUGAAACACCUACGGCCCGUUUAAGCAGGGGUUCUCCAUCACCCACUCUAGGGAGAGCUAGCAGUUUAACAAGGCUGAGGGAAGCAACAGCUAAACUUUCACGUGGACCCUCACCUGAACCUGUACACUGUACUGUGUCAGUCACUGGAAAGAAAUCUGAGAUUGUGGAAAUUCCAUCCACAUUUAAUCGCCAAAUUAAAAUUGAUUCUAAGCCUGGUGAGGAUGGAAAGGUUAUGAAAGAGUUUAAGGACUCCAAAUCCUCAGAGAAAGUGGCGAUACUUUCUCGUGGUCCCUCACCUGAUCCUGUGCAUCAUUCUUUGUCUGUUACUGGGAAGAGGUCUGAGAUUGUAGAAAUUCCAUCCACAUUUCACUGUCAAAUCAAAAUUGAUUCUAAGCCUGCUGAGGAUGGAAGCAUUCUAAAAGACCAUAAGGACUCAGAUGAAACAGUCUCAGAAAAGAUGAUGUCAGUUCAGCAGAAGACUCAGGAUGGCCAGGAAAGCACAAGUUAUAUUUCCGAGCACUUAUGGAUGGAUACAGAAAAAGGCGAAACUAAGUUACCAGAGAAUGAAAAAGUGAUUGACGUUUCUGGACCAGUAAGCAAACCUGACAGCCCAGAUGCAAAGACUUAUACCAGUAAAGAACCAACUGAUGUCCAAGAACAGUCUGUUGUUGAAAGUGGCACCUUAUAUAGACCAGAAAACAACUUCAGUGUCGUAAAAGACAUUUUUGAAAUGGCUGAGCAAAGUUCCUCUCUGAAAGAACAGAAAAACAAACAGGAGGAGCAGGUGCCAAGAGUGGGCGAAAUCACUCCUCAGGAUUCAAAGCAUAAACUUCAACAGACAUUAGGGCAGAUCUCCCAACAGACAUUACCUCUGCCUCUGCUAAAAGAUGUGAUGCUGGAAAAGUCAGUCGACCCAUAUGGCUUUUCAGAGACGAAAAAUAUCACAGAGCAUUACUCCACUGUUGAUGAAGCUGGCACAAAGAUAACCGGGAUGAGAAGCAACACUACCAUAACAUCUAAACAUUCUGAGAGUGUUGUUUCUCAGCACGUUCCAUUCUCUUAUGCCGAUGCUGUGAAGAAAAAGGACCCAGAGGUGACAGCAUCCCCUGAGGCCUCUGCUGAAGAAUUAUUGAAAAAAUUCCAUGAGAUGUGGACUGAGAGUGAGAGUGUGUUCAAAAGCUUAGGCUACAAUGUUGCAGAUUCGAGUUCCGAAGUCGGAGCUGUGCACAGUGUGUCGGAAGAGAGUGUAUCCCAUGGAGGGUCUGAUAGCCGACAAAAAGAAGUUCCAUAAAUCCUGUUUCUUCUGUGAAUACUGCAAAAAUAAAUUAAGUCUUGGAAACUAUGUCUCUCUCCAUGGACAUUUAUACUGCCCAUCGCAUUAUAAACAGAUCUUUAAAUCUAAAGGACAUUUUGAUGAGGAAUUUGGCCAAAGGAACCAGAAAGAAUUGCUGAGUGGAGGAAAUUUAAUGAAUGCUAUUUCUGAAGAUAACAACAGGAGAUAUUCCCUUUCACAAAGCAACUUCAGUUCUGUGUCAGACAUUUAUGAAAUAUCUAAGGUACAAGAAAAAUCUGAUCAAGCCCCCCAGAAAUUAAGUAAACAUUGUUUAGUGUGGCCCCCUCCCACUGACGUGCCAAAGACGACCUUUACCAUGGACCAAGAUAUACCGUUAAUAAAACCAGUGUGGCCUCCUAAGAAUGAGUCUUUGAAGUCUCCCAAACACCAGCGACAGAAAGCAUCACGGAUUAUUGCAAUUCAUCCAUAAGACAUUAACGCUGCCUGGCUGCUUGAGGCAAAGGCACCUCAUACAGUAUAUGUUGAAUCCUACACAAGAAUAACUGGACUUAAAGCAUGAAUUAAAGAAUGUUUAAAACAGGUGAAUAAAUAAUGUGAAAUGAACACAGAGAGCAAGAAGAUUCUGACAUAGUAAUGAAAGAAAAAUAGAUUAAGUGGACAUAGAAGGAAAGUGGUGAAUACUGAUAAGGAUAUGAUCAAAAAAGAGUGACAUCAAUGCAAGUACUGAGGGUUUGUGUUUAGAAAGAAAUGAAAAGUAGAAUGGUGUGAAAUAACGUGAAAGCUAAUUUAGAUAGAGAUAAGGAAGUAAUAGCAUACAAAUUCAUUAUUCACACUGCAAUUAAACUUGAUAGUAAUUAAAAGAUUACUUGAUCAGAUUAAGAAUUAGAGGUAAAUGAAUUGGAUAACAAGGUGCCAUAUGUAAAGAUUUCAGUAUGUGCUGCUAAAGCGCUAAACAUUUCAGUCUUAUAUGAGAAUGAUAAUACAUCAGAAAUAUAACCAGUGUUCUUUUUUUGUUUUGUUUUUUUACCAUUCAUUGUGCCCAUGGAGAGAGUAUAGUUAUCUAUGAAUUUUGGCUUUUUCUAUUUGCCCCUACUAUUUUUAUAUUUUGUCUUUGGUUAGAUUUGUUCUCACUGUUUCUCCCUAUCAUGACUUUGGAAGCACCUGGGGUGGAGUGUAGCACAAUGAUUAAACUGAGUACAUAGUUUUUCUUAUGUAAAUGUCAUAUAUAAUUGGUAUUUGUGUAUUCUGGUCAUUAGUGUCCUAUGCUAAACAGAAAAUAUUUUUAAAAUGAAUAAUAAACUAGAAUAGUAUUUCUUUGUACAAGAGCAUUCCUGAUCUUUUAAUCAGGUCAGGCUGGUUCAUUGGUGCAUCUUGCAAAUGUAUUGAUUUAAGAAAAAUAAACCGCUCCUAUAUUCAA